UCUAAGUUAGCCAAAGUAACAAGCAAAUAUUUUAUUCUUUGAACAUGUGGAUGCAGCAUUCACUUUUGGCUAUUAUAUAUUAAGCAUCUUAACGAUUUUUAUGACUCCUUAAUUUCAAACAGCCAUAUCAAGUCGUGUUCAAGAGAAAAACCAAGGAAGAUGAUUUCAAAAUCAAUGGAGACGGAAAUAUCGGAAAGUGAAGAUGUAAGAAUUGAAAUGCGCGGUAAUCUAUCGGAACCGGCCGACAACGUUAACCAUGGCUAUGCCCGGGAAUGGGAAUUCUGCAUUCAAAAAUAUGAAACUGUCCAACGUUUAGAACGCAAACGAAAAAUAGAGAAAGUACCUCCAUUGCUCUUAAAGGGUGAAAAGGGUGAAAGAAACCGUCAAUGCUACGAGCCAAUGGUGAUUUCACUUGGCCCUUACCACCAUAAACGAGAUGACCUUGCCGCAGCCGAUAAAUACAAGCUCAUAACCCUCGAGGAGUAUUGUUUGAGCUGCAAAAAAACCAUGGAUUUGUUAUACAAUAAAGUGUUUGAAGUAGUACAAGAUGCUAGAAAAUGUUAUGUCGAUGGUUCUACAGAUGAAUACAACGACGAGCAAUUUACUCGAAUGAUGUUGCGUGAUGGUUGCUUUGUUUUGUUCUUUAUACAUUGCAUUGCUAGCGAGCCGAACACUAUGUUGAUGCUAAAUAUUGAGUAUUUAGGCGCAUUGGGCUUCUUGCACAUAGCUCGUGACAUUUUGUUGCUCGAGAACCAAAUCCCGUUUAUAGUACUCCAAGUUUUGUUGGACUUGCAAUUCCCAGAAGAUAGAGGCGAAAGGAUCUUAAAUGAGUUCUUUAACUACUUGAACUAUGGAGAAAUCACCAAGAAGAAAGAAAAGGUGCUUGAAAAGAAGCAACCACUUCAUCUCCUCGAGCUUUACAGGUCCCAUUUCAUCUCGCUUUCCUCCUCUUUUGGUCAGGUUCCGCAAAAAAAGAUUGGCGUUCAUCAGAAAAAUACUAAUGGAAAAUCGAAUUACGUAAAGCGAAAUCGAUCUUUUGCAUCAGUUACAGAACUCAAAGCUAAAGGGAUUUUCUUGAAACGUACUAACGUCGACGACGAGUCUUCUAAUGAAGACAUCAAGUUUCACUCCCAUUGUUGCUACGGUGAGCUUGAACUUGUGCGUCGGGCAGUAUACUCGAAUUCAAAAGCUAUUUACUUGAACAUGAUCGCUUACGAGUUGUGCCCUCAUAAUCCAAAUGACCUUCGAGUUUCGACUUAUAUUCGAGUAAUGAAAUCGUUGGUUGUUCAUCAUGAUGAUGUAAAGGAGUUACGAGACAACAAGAUAUUGCUUCAUAGUUUUGGACGAGAUGAAGAAGUGGUGAAGAUGUACGAUGAGAUUGAUGUACCGGCGGUUAAUGUCCACUUGUUUAGUCAGCUCCGACGAGGAAUUGAAAAGCACUGUAAUAAUAAGUAUAAGACAUGGGCGGCAGAGCUGAUUAACGUCUACUUUAGUAGUCCAUGGAAGACGGUGGCUUUGUUGGUGGCUACUGCUAUUUUGUUCACUAGUUUUCUGCAGACUUACUUCUCCAUCAGGCCACUUCCGAAUGACUCCAAUCAAGAUAUUGUCAAGCUUUUGAGACGAUGCAUACACUCUAAGCCUCCUUCUGCACCUACUUGAUAUGAAGGAGGGUUUUGCACCAUGUGAGAGACUUGGAGUUCAUCAAAACUGCAUCGGAAACCUACAAACACAUCUCAACCAAUUUUUAAAAGAAAUGAUAGGAUGUUUAACGUUAAGAGUGUUUAGUUAAAGUUAUUAUGAGAGUUGACUUUAAUUACGUUUUCUUUUGAUAUUUAUAUGAGGACAAAUUAUGCCAAUAGUAAUGUAAAAAAGAAUGCAUUUAAUUUUUUAACCAUAAUCAUAAUCAACUUAUAUUCUUCUUUA
Messenger RNA from Lactuca sativa (garden lettuce), 1923 nucleotides. RefSeq names its product UPF0481 protein At3g47200. NCBI's taxonomy places the organism in Eukaryota, Viridiplantae, Streptophyta, Magnoliopsida, Asterales, Asteraceae. The record is from RefSeq and is a predicted model, not a curated record.